Messenger RNA from Acanthoscelides obtectus, 274 nucleotides. The record is from the annotation of a GenBank genome assembly. NCBI's taxonomy places the organism in Eukaryota, Metazoa, Arthropoda, Insecta, Coleoptera, Chrysomelidae.
UCAGGGUACGGACAACAUCAGGCGAGCGAUGAGCUCCGGGGCCUCGUUUAGGGGCUACGGGCCACGCGCCUAAAUAUGAGGGAGGAAGAACUAGAAGUGGCCCUGAAGUUUGUCGUUUCCUAGUAAUGGCAAAAGUGAAUAACCUAAUAACCGAAAUAGUACUCGCCAAUCUAAUUUUCGUAUGUAUUAUGCCGCAAAUUUUGACGGUGUCGGUUCUAAAAUCGCCGGCGACGAUCGGUAAGUUUCCGGGUGUGAUAGCCGGUAUAACGUAAAC